Molecule: messenger RNA, 2508 nt
Organism: Girardinichthys multiradiatus
Lineage: Eukaryota; Metazoa; Chordata; Actinopteri; Cyprinodontiformes; Goodeidae
Product: recombining binding protein suppressor of hairless-like
Exons: 11
Coding region: 363-1832 (489 amino acids)
Biological process (GO): Notch signaling pathway; regulation of transcription by RNA polymerase II
Cellular component (GO): nucleus; MAML1-RBP-Jkappa- ICN1 complex
Molecular function (GO): RNA polymerase II cis-regulatory region sequence-specific DNA binding; DNA-binding transcription activator activity, RNA polymerase II-specific
Source: RefSeq, a predicted model, not a curated record
GAACUUUGACGGUGCCAUGAGAGGACAAAAAAAGGGUAGUUAAGGAGCCUCUUAAUCUCGCGAUGCCAAUGGGUGUUCUUGCUUCGUGUCAACUGUGAGAGUUUUCCCAUUCUCGCGCGAUUUAACAACUUUCCCACGCCUGUUGUUUUGGCGUGUGCUUUCUGUGUCACCCCAUCGCCACCCUUUCCUCCCUCCCUCCCACUCCUCUCACUCUUUUCCUCCAUCACGUCUCGCUCCGUCACUCUGCUCUCUGCCGGUAUGGUUUUUCUGAAGCGGAUUGGCUUGCUAAGAGUUUGGGGGUGGGAUCUCGCGAUUGUUGGAUUUUUUUUUUCCGAGGGGGAGGGAGGAAGGGAGAUUCGAAGAUGGCGCCCGUCGUGACGGGGAAGUUCAGUGAGCAACAUCUGCCUCGACGUUUAACAAGAGAGGCUAUGAGGACUUACUUGAAAGAGAAGCAGGAUCAAACAGUGCUCAUACUGCAUGCUAAAGUGGCGCAGAAGUCAUACGGAAAUGAGAAAAGGUUUUUCUGUCCUCCACCAUGUGUGUAUCUGAUGGGGACGGGUUGGCAGAAGAAGGUGAAGGAUUUAGUGAAGGAUGGUUGCUCUGAGCAGGAGGCCCAGCCUUAUGUCUUUAUUGGGAUAGGCAGCAGUGAGCAGGACAUGCAACAGCUCUUCCUGGAAGGAAAGAACUUCUGCACAGCUAAGACGCUGUACAUCAGUGACUCAGACAAAAGAAAGCACUUCAUGCUAUCUGUGAAGAUGUUACACGGAAACAGCUCGGAUGUCGGAGUUUUUCCCAGCAAGAGGAUCAAAGUGAUCUCCAAACCCUCCAAGAAAAAACAGUCCCUAAAAAAUGCAGAUUUGUGCAUAGCUUCUGGGACUAAAGUGGCCUUGUUCAACCGCCUGCGUUCCCAAACAGUCAGUACCAGGUAUCUUCAUGUGGAGGGGGGGGACUUUCAUGCUAGCUCCCAACAGUGGGGGGCCUUCUACAUCCACCUGUUGGAUGAUGAUGAAUCUGAAGGAGAGGAAUUUACUGUGAAAGACGGCUACAUCCACUAUGGUCAGACGGUGAAAUUAGUCUGCUCUGUCACUGGCCUGGCCCUGCCUAGACUGAUUAUCCGUAAAGUGGACAAGCAAGCAGCACUGUUGGACGCGGAUGACCCAGUAUCUCAGCUUCACAAGUGUGCCUUCUACCUGAAAGAUACAGAGAAGAUGUAUCUCUGUCUUUCACAGGAGAGGAUCAUCCAGUACCAGGGUACUUCAUGCCCCAAAGACUCUCGCAAGGAAAAUAUUAACGAUGGCGCAGCGUGGACUAUAAUUAGCACUGACAAAGCAGAGUACACAUUUUAUGAAGGCAUGGGUGCUGUCCAAACACCGGUCAGCCCUGUCCCUGUGGUGGAAAGUCUCCAGUUAAAUGGUGGAGGGGAUGUGGCCAUGCUGGAAGUGACGGGACAGAACUUCACCCCUAACCUCAGAGUGUGGUUUGGAGAUGUGGAGGCAGAAACCAUGUACAGGUGUGGGGAGAGCAUCCUCUGUGUAGUUCCAGACAUCUCUGCCUUCAGGGAGGGGUGGCGCUGGGUGCUACAGCCAGUUCAGGUGCCCGUCUCGCUGGUCCGCAAUGAUGGAAUAAUCUAUCCUACGGGCCUGACUUUCACCUACACUCCCGAGCCGGGACCUCGGCCUCACUGCUGUGCCACCGGGAUCAUCCUUCGAUCAAACAGCAACGCUUCCUCAUCACCAGCAUCUUCCUCUUCGCCUUCAUCCUCGAUGGGUGGUCACGGGGAUGGCCACAGAGCCAGCAACUGCAGUGACUCAGGCGUGUCGGCACUGACGUAGUCGGCGAUGCUUUGUGGUUAUGCUCUGAAUGACUGAGUCGGGAAAGGAUGUGCAGUUUUUCCCAAAGAGGUUCAAUAGACCCGUAAAUCUGUGCUGAAUUCCUAAAGCUCUAUAUUUUUAGAGCAACUGUGAAAACACAAGGAAUUCUUAAAAGAGUUGAAAAAGGAGAGUUCAAAGAAAAAAGCUCUUAUUAACCAGGUUUGGCUUCAGCACACUCUGGUGGUGAGAUGUGGACAUGAGCCCCACUCAGACUGAUUUCCCAGAUCCUCACCUAUAAGAAGGGGAUUGUGCCUUCCACCGCUUACAGCUGGACUUCUUCAGAUCUUUUUAUACUUAUGUGGGUUUGAAAGGUGUCUUCCUUCUCCUUUUCACCAUUAAAAAUCUUAUUUUUACUGAACAAUCUGUUAACUAUUCUUAGAAAAGGAAGAUUUGUAAAGGUAACAGUUUUUAUGGACCAUGAAAACCUAUUAUAUUUUAUAAGCUUUUAAGGUACAUUUGACAGUAUGGGUUUCUUUUGUAUGAUAUCGCAAAGUUAUUUCAUUUUUUUUUUAACCAUUUCUGUUUUGUCUCAAGGUGGCUCUAAGUAUUUCUUUAACCAUCUUACUACAACUUCAGUCUCUUCACAGCAGUGUUUAAUGCAUGUUUGCUGUCAAUAAUAAACGUUUUAAUAAUCUUA